AUGGAAGUGGGUGAGUCCAUUGACAUUUCAGAUUUACCUGGAAGAAUCGUGCACUGCUCCGUGAGAUGCCGACGUAAUGUGAAAAAAUACACAGGUUCAUUCAAGUUUACAAAUGUAAACCACCGUGAAGAUGUUUUUUAUUGUUUUCCUGGAAGUGGUGAAGGGGGAUGAUGGUAUUUUAAAAAGGCAAAGUUUACUGACAGUGAGAGAGUAUUCCCACGGCUAUCAAAGGCGUUUCAUAUUUGAUUACGAAAAGGUCAAAACAUGACUUGUUCGGGAUAUUAAUUUGUUGAAUAUUACAACUUAGUCUUGAAUAAAACUUGUGACGAGAAUCGAAUAUUAUGAAAGCAAAGAAGGCUAUUCAGCAGGAAAUAUACCGUGGAUAUUUAUGAGGCGAUGGUAAACAACGCUAAGAAGAAUUAUUCAAGCUUACUUUUUUAGACAGGUUCGUCGAAAAACGACUCGGGUGGAAGUGGUUUGGAACAGUAGAGCGGCUGACAAAUUUUUUGAACAGAUAUUUGAGCCGUUGGAAUGGAUGACUAUUUUCUUCGAGCAGAUAACCCUUGCCGUUCGAAUGGAUGACAAUUUUUUUCAAACGGACAGACUGAGUCGUUCGAACGAUUACCAGAUCUUUGGGAAAUCUUUUCACAACUAUCAGUAAUUUCGUGUAACACGAAAUUCGCGGUAUUUGUGUUCGCGGCGCGCAAUGCAUCAAGGCUGGCAAUGGGCUUUUAAUCAGCCUAGCAACUUGUAGAAUACCCCAAGGCAAUGGUCUAGAAGUUGUAUUCGCGGGCGGAGGGGAGAAAUGAUGUCUCAAGACCACACUGACCCUAAGUACCAGGGGGAAACUGGAGAGAGAUUAGACGGAAGAAAUCUUAUCAAUGAAUAGGUCAACAAGCACUCUAACUCCCUCUAUGUUUGGAAAAAGACAGCAUUUGACCAGAUUGACGUGGAAAAGACUGAUCAUGUGAUGGGUGAGGUUUCUCUACGUACACUUUAUGCAAGAAAGAAUGAGCUGAAUCACACGUUAACGCCGAGGACGUCAUAGUUGCAUGUUUAACCACCUCAAAAUAGUAUAUGGCGGGUUUAACAGUCUAAGCCACGUACAAUAGCACAAGACUUUACCGUAAUGAGAUUCCAAUGCAUUUUACUUAUGAGAUAGAGACAAAAGGCUAUAUAAUCAUUGGCGUUUAUUUAACCCUAAGCAAGUUAAUGAGAUUCCUGCGCAAAAAAAGAAGCAGCCGGUUUCUACUUCUCUCUAACCAAAUAACGUGUACGUUUUAGUUGUUGGCGAACUUUAAAAUUAGAUCAUUUUCUCACACACAGAUUACACGCUUAUUAUUGCAACCGCUGACCAUUCACACGUAUUCACUGUUGGUGGCUACCCAAAACUAGGAAAUCCGAUCUUUGGUGUGGUGAGGGACAUUUACGAUAACAAACCACUCCUUGGCAGUGAUGAGAAACCAUUCACCACUCUAGGAUGUGCCAAUGGACCUGGAGGGGUUAAUGGUAGCAGGGAAAAUCUCACAGGGGUUGAUACAGCUGACAAAGACUUUCUUCAACAAGCCACGGUAAUGAGGUACAAGGAAACUCAUGGAAUUGAAGACGUAGGUAAGUGUUUUAGUGGUCUUAAACUCCUAUCAAAUUUCUAGGAAACUGAGUGAAAAAAAUAAAUAGGUCAAAUUAGGUUUCAUAUAUUAGUUUGACAGCAUCGCGUAGAAUGCCCGGUCACAUCCGGGAAUUUAACAGGCUAGAGCCGCAUUCGAGCCACGAUUUGGUCUUUAAAAUAUGGCGGAAUAAUAAGACUGAAGCGACUUUCGGAGAUUUUGGCUCUGAUUGUGAGUUAGUCGUAACCAAAUCUCAGUGGGUACCACCGGAAUAUUUAUACCAAGAAACAUCAAAUUCAAGAUCUUACCUUCGAUUAAUGCCAGCUUAUCGGAUUUCACUGGGUUUUUCGUGCUAAAAACCAACCAAAAAAUCGCUAUUUUUGUAUGGAUUUUCAGCUGCGUAGACUUUCGCGGAAAGAUUACAACCAAAGUUUGCAGAAAUCUCGAACGGUACCACCUCAUAUUUGACAUAUCUUGUCUGCCUUUAAAACCAUCACAGUCUUUUAAACCAAGGAUUGUGAUAAAAACUGUUUUUUUUGUUUGUCUUUGAACCCGUGAGGGGUAGCCAGCGCGAAGAAAAUUUCCAGAAAACGUCUUUGAAAGCCAGAAAAAAAUUCUCCGCGUUUCGGCCGCCAUCUUUUUUUUUUUUUUUUUAACCCAUUCGCUCCUGGAGAUUUUGCCGAAAAACGCGUUUUGAAGCUAGUCGAGUGGUUUUCUGGUCACUGUUGUGCUAUAAAGAGCUAAAACUUACCACAAACCGGUUUACAGGUCGUACACUUGGCGGCCUUCUGAUCCAGAUGCAAAAUAUCAGCUUGCGAAGUUCGGGCAUGCGCAGAAAGCAAAAUUUUGGGUUUAAAAGUAACACAGCAGUCUUGACUUUUACUUUUCGCUUUCUCUCCUCCCUUCUUUUUUCGCUUUUCUUGCCUCAUUUUUUUUUUCUCUUGCUGGGCAUUUAGUAGGCUUCAUUUUGGUGGGAAGAGUUUUUAGGAUCUUAGGAUUAGGUGAAAGGAAAGGUCGGUGGGUAAUGGAACAAGAUGUUCAUGGAGAUUUUCAAGUCCUUGUCACGUGGUUUUUUGCUUCUUUCUCCGGUGUCCUUGACUGAAUUGUGCUCAUUCUGGUAUGGUUUGAAAGAUCUCUUCACUCUGCACAAGUUAGCGAAGAAAGUUGUCCUUGACCGUUAAAACUGAUGACGUCACAAAGGGUAGAAAGGACCUGGAUCCGCACGGGCGGUUACAGGCGGUUCAGGGGCGAAUGGGUUAAACUUGUUUCCAGUACUCUUUGACCGUUUUAUUGUUUUUACCUCAUGUAUGCUUCAUUCAGAAGUGUCACGGCUAAAAACGGCAAAAUACUAACCCCUACCCGGACGGGAAAUUUUUUGUUGAUCUCAAUGGACCCGGAUUUCUACGCGACGGGGCAAAUUCGAAAAACAUCACUGCUAUCUUGACUUAGACUUAUGAAUUUCCUUGCAGUGGUACCGUUUCAAGUAAAUAUAAGUAUGUAAACGAGAGCUCCGCCCUUAGGCUUCGCUAAAUCACGUUCUUAGUAUAGACAGUGCUGGCAAUCAUGACAAAGAGAACAUUAAGACAUUACCUUAAUUUCUGAUGGAAACGUCCGUACACGAAUACUUUAUUUAAAUCGUGGCCCGGUGGACCUGGAAUGAAUCUGAAUCCUCUGCAGUGUAUUCGCUAGUUUUAAGACAUGUUAUUCGCUUUACUUGACGGCCGUGUAUUUUGCCCUUGUAACUGAAAAUCAUUUCCACAAAUAGGGCUUUAUGUUAAAACUUCCUCGUUUAUACGUUCAAGGUGUUUGUUUGUUUCGUGCGUUCAGCCAGUACCGUUUUGGGGCAAAAAGGGUCGCUAUGAAUUAUCUAUUGCCACUCGUUUCUUGAUCUUGAGUUUGAGCUACUGGUCAGGCAACCAUGUAUUACUUUGUGUUGCACAAAGAAAUACAUGCGGGCAUAAUGCAAAAUUAUAAUUCUUUCUUGGCAGUUUUCUUUUUUGAUCUAGUCAAUGACGUUUUGCCUAAUUUUCCGUUGCACUACUUCACGUAUAUGCGCGGACGGUCCUGAAGCCUACUUAUUUCAUGGUGUUGUGGAACAGCAGUACAUCUUCCACGUGA
Molecule: messenger RNA, 3725 nt
Organism: Porites lobata
Lineage: Eukaryota; Metazoa; Cnidaria; Anthozoa; Scleractinia; Poritidae
Source: the annotation of a GenBank genome assembly